UCGAGCGCGCGAUUCCAACUUUGUAUCUGCGAGGCCCAUAAGAUGGACACACAUAACAUUCCGAAGACCACUUCGUCGACCGCAGACGACAUCGAAAUUUUGCGCUACGACAAUCGGUACCGCGAGCAGGCGAUGGAAGUGCUUAGGAAAUCGUUUUUCCUGCACGAAAUUGUGUGCAUUGGCGCGGAAGUGGAUCGAACCCCGCAGGCCCAAAAAGAUCUCGAGCAGCUCUGUCUGGACGUGGCCGAUGGAGGAGUUUCGCUAAUUGCAAGGCAUAAACCGACCGAUACUAUCGUUGGCGUGUCCUUCAACGUAUUGCAGACCCCGAGCGCACCGGAUGACUGCAACUACUUUGAGCAGUUCCGUGACACCAAAUGCACGACCGACAGCUCACGUUCGCUGAUGCAAUACAUGAUCACGAUGGACGCCAAAAUAAAUCUUUUUAAGCUGUUCAACGUGAAGUGUUUACUGGAGAUCAUGUUCUUGGCCACACUACCGGCUUACGGCGGCCACGGCAUAGCGACGCGACUCGUCGAGCAAUCGGUUUCGUUGGCGCUUCGCUUGCGAUCCGGGACUGAGGUUGCCACAUCGGCCGAUACCGGGGACAAGAGACCGCAGCUUGUGUCGGCCCUGUUCACGUCAAGAAUCUCGCAGCGGGUCGGCGAGAAGAACGGAUUCGCGGUCGUAAAUCAGGUGCCACAUUCCGAGUUUGUGUUCCGCGGGAAAACGUUCACCGAACGGGCCGGGCCCGAGCACCCAUUUUCGACGUUGGUUGUGAAGCACCUUUGAAGCAGUGAGUUGACGAGCAUUCUGAACGAGCAUUAACGCACGACGGUGCGACUAUUCUUUUUAAUAUUCGAAAUAUAUUCGAUUGCCAGCUUCAUUGCACCCGUAUGUCAUCCACGCAACCAACUGUGGUCCG
Anopheles cruzii is the source of this 922-nucleotide messenger RNA. RefSeq lists its product as uncharacterized. The coding region runs from base 43 to 789 and encodes 248 amino acids. Gene Ontology annotation, molecular function: N-acetyltransferase activity. The record is from RefSeq and is a predicted model, not a curated record. The transcript is spliced from 2 exons. NCBI's taxonomy places the organism in Eukaryota, Metazoa, Arthropoda, Insecta, Diptera, Culicidae.